This is a messenger RNA of Tinamus guttatus (white-throated tinamou), 1560 nucleotides long. Lineage: Eukaryota; Metazoa; Chordata; Aves; Tinamiformes; Tinamidae. The record is from RefSeq and is a predicted model, not a curated record.
UUUCUCGAGGUUGGCAAAAAGCAGCCUGCCCUUGAUGUUCUCUAUGAUGUUAUGAAAAGUAAAAAACACCGAACAUGGCAAAAGAUUCACGAACCGAUUAUGCUCAAGUACCUAGAGCUCUGCGUGGAUCUCCGCAAGAGUCACCUGGCAAAAGAAGGGCUGUACCAGUACAAGAACAUUUGCCAGCAGGUGAACAUCAAAUCUUUAGAGGAUGUUGUUCGAGCCUAUUUAAAAUUAGCUGAAGAAAAAACAGAAGCAGCUAAGGAAGAAUCACAGCAGAUGGUACUGGAUAUAGAAGAUUUAGAUAACAUUCAAACUCCAGAAAGUGUUCUCCUGAGUGCUGUGAGUGGGGAAGACACUCAGGAUCGGACUGACCGACUGCUUUUGACACCUUGGGUUAAAUUUCUGUGGGAAUCAUACAGACAGUGUUUGGAUCUUCUCCGAAAUAAUUCUAGAGUGGAACGUCUGUACCAUGAUAUUGCACAGCAAGCUUUUAAGUUCUGCCUGCAGUACACGCGCAAGGCCGAGUUCCGCAAGCUCUGCGAUAACCUGAGGAUGCACCUGGGGCAGAUCCAGCGUCACCAUAACCAGAGCACAGCCAUCAACCUCAACAACCCCGAGAGCCAGUCCAUGCACCUGGAGACCCGCCUGGUGCAGCUGGACAGCGCUAUCAGCAUGGAGCUGUGGCAGGAAGCUUUCAAAGCAGUGGAGGAUAUUCAUGGGCUGUUCGCACUCUCGAAGAAACCACCCAAACCACAGUUGAUGGCAAAUUAUUAUCAUAAAGUUUCAACUGUUUUCUGGAAAUCAGGGAAUGCUCUUUUCCAUGCAUCUACUCUUCACCGAUUGUAUCACUUGUCAAGAGAAAUGCGGAAGAAUCUUACACAAGAGGAGAUGCAGAGGAUGUCCACUCGAGUCCUUUUGGCCACGCUGUCGAUUCCCAUAACUCCGGAGCGCACGGAUAUCGCCCGCCUCCUGGACAUGGACGGCAUCAUUGUUGAGAAGCAGCGGCGUCUGGCGACCCUGCUGGGGCUUCAGGCCCCCCCUACCCGGGGCAGUCUCAUUAAUGACAUGGUAAGGUUCAAUGUAGUGCAGUAUGUUGUUCCCGAAGUGAAAGAACUUUACAACUGGCUUGAAGUCGACUUUCACCCACUGAAGUUGUGCAGUCGUGUCAGCAAGGUAAGUGCCUUUAAUAUCCUCUUUUUUUCUCAUCUCUUUCCAAUGAAUGGGAAAAUGCUUAACAUUUCUUUUCACAUCCAGGUGGCCCAGAUUUGUCAAAGCAUUGAAUUUACUCGUCUGGCCAACCUGGUUCCUUUUGUCGAUGCCUUCCAGCUGGAACGUGCUAUUGUAGAUGCAGCCAGACAUUGUGACUUGCAGGUUCGCCUUGAUCAUACUUCUCGAACCCUGAGUUUUGGUUCCGAUUUGAAUUACAGCACCAGGGAGGAUGCUCCGCUGGGCCCGCAGCUGCAGAGCAUGCCUUCCGAGCAGAUCAGGAACCAGCUCACUGCCAUGUCCUCAGCUCUGGCAAAGGCCCUUGCAGUCAUUAAACCUCCUCACUUAAUG